Protobothrops mucrosquamatus (brown spotted pit viper) is the source of this 1517-nucleotide messenger RNA. RefSeq names its product nucleolar and coiled-body phosphoprotein 1. Lineage: Eukaryota; Metazoa; Chordata; Lepidosauria; Squamata; Viperidae. The record is from RefSeq and is a predicted model, not a curated record. Gene Ontology annotation, cellular component: nucleolus; nucleoplasm. The annotation marks the transcript as partial. The transcript has 9 exons.
GGUAAGCUGAAGAAACUUCCACAGCGCAAAAACAACACUGCUCAGCCACUUCCAGUCAAAAACAAGCCUGUGAAGAAGAAGAGCAGCAGUGAGUCUUCUUCUUCUGAUGAUGAUUCAGAACAUGAAAAACUAGCCCCAAAGCCCAAGCGUGGAGAGUACUCUGCUGUGCCACCCCCUUUAGCCAUAGAAGCAACGAAAGGCAAAGCACACCCCACUAAAAAGACCUCUAAGAAGAAGGGAGAAAAUAGUAAGAAAAAAGAGCAAGCAAAGAAACCGUCAACUGAAGGGGCUACGAUUAAAAAAGCAUCUGCUCCCAAAUCUCUUCCUACUUAUAUCCAAAAAGGACAUAAUUCUUCAGAGAGCGAUUCAGAUUCUAGCUCUGAAGAAGAAGAAGAAAAGAAAGUUUUGGUCAAAUGCUCUGCCAAAGCCAUUUCAGCAAAUGGUCCUGCUAAAUCGGUUCCAUCCAAGAAGGCGAGCAGCUCCUCUGAUUCCUCAGAUUCUAGCUCUGAAGAAGAAGAAGAAAAGAAAGUUUUGGUCAAAUGCUCUGCCAAAGCCAUUUCAGCAAACGGUCCUGCUAAAUCGGUUCCAUCCAAGAAAGCAAGCAGCUCCUCUGAUUCCUCAGAUUCUGAUAGUUCUGACAGUGUUCCUGAGAAAUGCGCAGUUAAGACAGGCAUAAAGAAAGUGAAAAAACCUCCCGCAGUGCCGGCAAAGAAAGUAGAAAGUAUCGUCAAAGAUAAGACUGUUCAUAAAAGAAAAGGCACAAAGGCUGUCAAAACAGCGCCCAAAUCCAGCACCCCUGUCUCUAAACCAAAGAGUUCUGAGUCAAGCAGCUCCAGCAGUGAAGAAGAGACUCAGCCAACCAAGAAAGCAGCUAGCAAACUCUCAGGGGCUGGCAAUUUGGUCAUCAGCAAGCAAGCCCCAGCUGAGAGCAGAACCUCUUCCGAGAGUUCCACCGAUGAACAAUUUAAAAUAUCUGAACAAAGAGAAAGAAAGAAAGAACAAAAUAAUUGCAAAGCAGCAAAAAAAGCGCUAAAACCCUCAGCCAACUUGGUGGGCAAAACAUCUGCAUCAAAGACUUCAACAUCUGAAGUGCCGAAUACGGCAAACAACGGUAAUUCUGAUGAAGAGGCCACAAAAGAAGCAGGCUUAUCCAAAAAAAAGCGGAAAAGGAAAAAUGAACAAGAGUUGGAGACACUGGACAUCAAGAAGAUGAAACCCAGAGAUCCUCAUACAUUCCCAAAAUCAAAGCAGCAAUCCAGUCCUUUUCGCAGAAUAAGAACAGAAGAAAUAGAAAUAGACAUGCGAGUAGCAAACAAUUCCUUCGAUGCCAAGAAAGGAGCUAUGGGUGACUGGGGUGAAAAAGCAAAUGAUGUUCUGAGAUUUACAAAAGGUAAAUCCUUCCGACAUGAGAAGACAAAGAAGAAAAGGGGAAGUUAUUGUGGUGGCACUAUCUCUACACAGAUAAACUCCAUCAAAUUUGAAAGUGAUUAAACUUUGGAAGGGGAUUCCAAUUAAAC